UGGAACAGCCGGGGCCCCGCAGGAACCGAAUCGGCAGCCGGCGGCGGACCCUCUCUAGGGGCUAAGAUGGAUCUUGUACUCAAUGCUGCAGAUUAUUAUUUUUUUACACCAUACGUAUAUCCAGCCACAUGGCCAGAGGACAGCAUCUUCCGACAAGCUGUCAGUCUCCUGAUUAUUACAAAUCUCGGUGCUUAUAUCCUUUAUUUCUUAUUCGCAACGCUGAGUUAUUAUUUUGUCUAUGAUCAUUCAUUAAUGAAACACCCACAAUUUUUAAAGAACCAAGUCUAUCAAGAGAUUAUGCAUUCUGUCCAGUCAACGCCAUGGAUAAGCAUAUCCACGGUCUCAGUGUUCCUGCUAGAGGUGAGAGGUUACAGCAAACUAUAUGACAGCAUAGAGGAGUUUCCAUACGGCUGGUUUCGAUUCAUUGCUAGCGUACUGUCCUUUCUCUUUUUCACUGACAUGCUGAUCUACUGGAUUCACAGAGGCCUUCAUCAUAGACUUGUAUAUAAGCGCUUACACAAACCUCAUCAUAUCUGGAAGAUUCCAACUCCAUUUGCAAAUCAUGCUUUUCAUCCUCUGGAUGGCUUCCUUCAGGGUCUACCUUACCACGUAUACCCAUUUAUCUUCCCAUUACACAAGGUAGUUUAUUUAGGUUUGUACGUCUUGGUCAAUAUCUGGACAAUUUCUAUUCAUGAUGGUGAUUUUCGUGUUCCCCAUAUCUUCAGGCCAUUUAUUAAUGGCUCAGCUCAUCAUACAGACCACCACAUGCUCUUUGACUAUAACUAUGGACAGUAUUUCACAUUGUGGGAUAGAAUUGGAGGCUCAUUCAAAAAUCCCUCCUCCUUUGAAGGGAACGGACCACUUAAUUAUGUGAAGAAGAUGACAGAAGAAAAGCGCAACAGCCAUGCAGUAAGUGGUUGUAGAAAUGAAAAAUUAUUCAAUGGAGAGUUUAAAAAGACUGAGUAG
Messenger RNA from Physeter macrocephalus (sperm whale), 966 nucleotides. Its product is annotated as lathosterol oxidase-like. Gene Ontology annotation, cellular component: membrane. Gene Ontology annotation, molecular function: C-5 sterol desaturase activity; iron ion binding. The record is from RefSeq and is a predicted model, not a curated record. Lineage: Eukaryota; Metazoa; Chordata; Mammalia; Artiodactyla; Physeteridae.